This is a messenger RNA of Dreissena polymorpha, 4395 nucleotides long. RefSeq names its product UDP-glucose 4-epimerase-like. Gene Ontology annotation, biological process: beta-D-galactose catabolic process via UDP-galactose, Leloir pathway. The record is from RefSeq and is a predicted model, not a curated record. Gene Ontology annotation, cellular component: cytosol. Gene Ontology annotation, molecular function: UDP-glucose 4-epimerase activity. Lineage: Eukaryota; Metazoa; Mollusca; Bivalvia; Myida; Dreissenidae. The transcript is spliced from 11 exons. Bases 108 to 1187 code for a protein of 359 amino acids.
AAUUUGUCUGCAACUUCAAUCGAUAAAGGAAAUUCAUUUCUGCGUUGAAUAAGACCAGGUUCAUGAAAAUCGCUGCAAAAUUGAUGAAGUAAUGGCUGUUCAAAGCGAUGCACCCCGAUGUCGUUCAUUACCAAUUAAGUUACCAGGAGCACAAAAUGGCCACAGGCAGCAUCUUAGUUACUGGUGGAGCAGGCUAUGUUGGGACCCACACUGUCGUGGAGCUCGUAGAGGCUGGUUAUGAUGUGGUUGUCAUGGACAACCUUGUAAACGCAAGCAUGGAGAGCAUGAGGCGGGUGAAUGAGAUUACAGGCAAGCAGGUGCCAACAUUUAGUAUCGACAUGUUGGACAAGGAGGCCCUCAGGGAUCUUUUCAGAAAGCACAAGAUCCUCUGUGUGAUGCACUUUGCUGGCCUGAAGGCAGUAGGGGAGUCCUGUAACAAACCUCUCCUCUAUUACAAGACAAAUAUAGGCGGAACAAUCAGCCUUCUUGAGGUGAUGAAGGAGUUUGGUGUGUACAACAUGAUCUUCUCCAGUUCUGCCACUGUGUACGGCUCACCCAGUUACCUGCCCAUAGAUGAGAAACACCCUGUAGGGGGCUGCACCAACCCCUACGGCAAGACCAAGUACUUCAUUGAGGAAAUCCUCAAAGAUAUUUGUACUGCAGAAAAGCAAUGGAAUGUUGUGCUGCUGCGUUACUUCAACCCAGUGGGGGCCCAUGUGUCUGGCAAGAUAGGGGAAGACCCUCAAGGAGUCCCCAACAACCUGAUGCCCUACGUAUCCCAGGUGGCAGUGGGCAGGCUGAAGGAGCUCACAGUGUAUGGAGAUGACUAUGAUACACCUGAUGGAACAGGUGUACGUGAUUACAUCCAUGUAGUGGACCUGGCUCAGGGACAUGUGGCUGCCUUGAAGUACCUUGAGAAGGGCUGUGGCUGCAAGGUGUUUAACUUGGGAACAGGAAAAGGUUAUUCUGUGAUUGAAAUGGCCAAAGCAUUUGAAGCUGCCUCUGGAAAACCUGUGCCUUACAAGAUAGCCGGUCGUCGUGCAGGUGAUAUAGCUUCCUGUUACGCUGACGCCUCUUUGGCUGAGAAGGAACUUGGAUGGAAGGCAAAACUUGAUCUUGCAAAGAUGUGUGAAGACUUAUGGCGCUGGCAGUCCAAUAACCCGACAGGUUUCAGAACAGAGAGCUAGGACCUGAGACAUAUUGUGUAUCACUUUUAGACCAAUUUUAUUUGUUAAUAGAAAGUCAUUUUAUGUUACCAAAGAAAAUUAAAAAAAAAAUGUUUUUUUAAAUUAUUAUUUUGAAUCCAAAGAUACAAAAUAACCAUGUAUAAGACAUUUUUUGUGAUAUAAAAUUACAUUUUUUAAGUAUUUUGUGUGUGAAUAUGUGGUUCAAAGUUGUUUAAACGUUUAUUGACAAUCCAUGAUUUUACUACAAAGGCAGCAAUUGAGAUGCUGAGUGUUAUUGAAGUGUGUACCUCCUUUAGGUGUUACAUUCCUUUUAAUUGUUGAAUGCAUAGAGAACAUACUUGUUGUAAAUGCCAUUUAUUGAUAAGGUGCCAUUUCUUUGAUUGUACUAGAAAACAAACGGCUCAUGUAUGAACAUUGCUUUCUGGCAGUUACCACUGAAGAACAGACUUCUAAUUACCUUUAAAAUUAUGCACAAUAUCUUAUUUGAAAUUUCUUAAAGAUGUGCACAAGCAAUUUUGUGUUGUUUCAACUUUGUUUUAUGUAAUUUCAUGUAAAAAAUCAUAUUCCUGUAAAUUAAGGUUUUGGAACUGUAAUUGAGAUGUUUACACAUUCAUCUAGCAUUUUGAUUAUAUUAGUCAAUAUUAUUGAAGAGAUUUUGGUGAAGGUUGAAGAGAAUUUUCCUUCUGUAUCUUAAUAUAUGCAUACCAGUAAUUUGCUACCCUACCUUAUGUUACUGAAAUCAGCAAAAAAAAUGUGAUAAGUAUUUGUCACACAAAAGUAUUAAUAUUUUAUAUGAAAAAGAUUUUAAAUCAAAAUAUCAUCACAUAUUGUCAAGAAUGGUAACGAUGUGUUAAUUAAUAAUUAACAAAAGCAUGAAUAUUACACUUAUAGCCUUGAUAAUGGAUAUUUUUGUUAAGUUGUUUACACUUGCAGGACCAUAAAUCAACUUUGUAUUCAUUUAUUUAUUUUUGUUACUAAACAUAAUUAAUAUACGUACUUAUGACUAUUGAGCACCCAAAUAUUUUGGCACAUGAAAAGAAGCACCAGUUUGAUGGGUGUAUUUUAAGUUUUUUAUGGUGGAGGGAUGUGUUUCAUGGCUAAAACUAGAGUUAAAGUAUAUAAAAAAAAUGAUAAUUUUGGUUUGCAUAUUUAAUCAUGAGGGAUCAAAUGUGUGCUUCUUUAAACAUUGUACAUGUAGAAUCUGGGUGUGUGCUUGGUUUUAUAGUAUUAAUCGGGUGUUGAGCUUAGAUUAAGGUAGUCUGUAGAGAUAUGCAAUUUGGUGUGCAAUGAAUUUUAAGUUGCGGAUGUAUUUGUUAUUUCUUUAUAAUCUCCGGACAUUUAUUUUUUGUUGCUUAAUUUUCAGACACCUGCAUCUUUUGAAAAUUUUCCGUAUUUAAAUUUUCAGACAUGAAAAAAAAAAUUUAGUGUCCAAAAACUUAGGAGUAAUUACGGUAUAUAUAAUUGAUGCACAUCAUAUGUAGUGCAUAAGUCUUCUCUUUUUUUCUUGAAUAACUGUUAACACAUCUGUCCUUGCUAUUUUGUUUCUUCAAAAUGUACAAAAUGCAUUGACCCCAUUGUUAGCCAGCAAUGUUUGUUUGGGCGACUGAUUUGGUGUUGAUGGGUUUUACUUGAUAAAAUCUGUGUGCUAAGUAUAACCAGAAACACACUAUUUUCCAAUAGAUUUUUAUUAUCAAUUUCUGAUAUUUGUCAAUAAUUGUUUCUUUUAUCUUCUUUUGUAAGUUUGUGUUUGUUUGAUGUAUGCUUUAACCCUUCCCCGCUCAAAAGCAAACUAAAAAUGACUGUAUGCAAAUGGCAGAAAAAACAACAAACCUGUCAAAUUGCAUAUCUGAGAAAGAAAGGUUAAAGCUUUGUUAGGCUAUACAUUUGAAUUUUUCUUUAGUAUUAUAAGUUUAAAUUAUUUGAUCUAUCUUUACCAUUGCUUCAUAGUACAAUUAAAUAGUUGGUGUAAAUAUAUAGUCAGGCCUUGAUGUUGUUUGUCUAAAGGUUUACACCUUCGAUUGGAUUAUGAUACCAUGUGCUUUUUUACCAUCACAAAUUGAAAAUACCUAUGCAUGAUUUGUCAAUUUUAGCAUUGAUUGACACCUGUCUAUAGAUCUGUUACAUUUUGUUAAGGAAUUUUGUCUUCCACUGAUCAGUAUUAUGUGUUGUAUUUAAGGCUUAAAAUGUAUUCUUUUAAGUCUGAGUCACAUCAAGAGAAUGAACAAGUUGGAAAUACCAUAGGUUAAUACCAAAGAUAUAUCAAUCAAAUAAGCCUAUCUGUAAGACAUUUUAGUACAGGUGUGUCUAAGAAGUAACAUUUUAGAGUUGAUGGCAAGUAAAACUUAGACAUAUAGUACAAACUUUGUACACCUGGUUUUAAUACAUUUAUUUAAUUCAUAAUAUACUGUUGGUAUUACAAGGUAUUAGCAAUAUUUGAACUUAAAAAUACUUCCAUAAAACUUCUGGUUUCUAUCUUACUUUUUAGAUCAUGUAAAACUCUGCCAAUGCUUGAGCAGGACUCUGCUUUUUUCUGUAAAAACUGUUACAAUUCAUACAAUUCAACAUUUUAAAGAUAAAAUCAAUUUGAUGGUAACAUUUUUCAAAGCAGGUUACUUGGGUAGAUCUUAAAUAUAAUCUCACAUUCAUAAAAAGAAUCGCAUCAAGCCAAGAGCAUAACAACAUGGUAUCCAAGAUGUAUGUCUUACUGUAUAUCAAAUAAUAACUGUAUUUCAACUUAAUCUAUUGUUUAUGUCCCAUUUUAUUGUUGUGAGUGAAAAUAAUUUAUGAAAAUCGUUUUCAUCAUAUUUUUAAUUAUUACAGAUCUGGACAUCCAUAUUUCUAAAAAUAAAUUUGAAAUAUAUCUAUUACGGUAAGUGGAAUUGAAUUUACAAUACAUGAUACAGUCAUGUAAUGUGGAGAAAACUAACAGAUAAUGAUUUUCCUUUUACAUAUUUGCAAUAAAAAACAGUAAAUAACUUUUGAAUACAUUUUUGAAUUUAUAGUCUGUUCAAGCAGUUGAUACAAAAUUUGCACUUGAUGAUUUUGAGUUUCCUUCUUUGAUUGUGCACUGAAAGCAUUUGUGUUAGCCAGAAUGUGAUAUAAAUUAGAGGGAAUUUUGUUUUGUUAUUUGCUUGGUACUGAAAAUAAAAAUUAUAUUUUUCACUGUUUUGGUUUAUUACCAAUGUAUUAAAAGAAGUUGAAAAUCCUU